GCCAGGUUGUAUCAGCAAGUCGGUAUGAGUGUCAACAUCAACGUCCCCCCCUCACCUGCUCCUUCGGAGACGGGUGUCCUGCGGUUGAAAGGGAGCGCAAUCGUGGAUGCGAAUGGACAUGAAGUCUUGCUCAAGGGUGCCGGUCUCGGUGGCUGGCUGAACAUGGAGAACUUCAUCACGGGAUACCCUGGCCAUGAGACUGAGAUGCGCAGGGCCCUGUCAAAGGUGUUAGGGCAAGAGAAAUACGAUUUCUUUUUCGACCGGUUCCUGGAAUACUUUUUCGAUGAUAAAGACGCUGAAUUCUUUGCUUCGCUUGGCCUCAAUUGCUUGAGGAUUCCAUUCAACUACCGUCAUUUCGAGAGCGAUCUCAAUCCAGGAGUGUUUCUAGAACGUGGCUUUUUGUGGUUGGAUCGGGUGAUCAAUAUUUGUGCCAGGCGUGGAAUUUUCACCAUUCUCGACCUGCACGCAGCCCCGGGAGGUCAAAACGUAGAUUGGCAUUCAGACACAGGGAUCCACAAAGCCCUUUUCUGGGAGCACAAGGAGUUCCAGGAUCGUUCAAUUGCGUUGUGGCGAAAGCUCGCCGCUCGUUACAAGGGCAACACCUGGGUCGCAGGUUACAACCCGCUAAAUGAACCGACGGACAAGGAGCAUACCCGCGUUCUGGCAUGGUACGAGCGUGUCAACCAAGCAAUACUCGAGGUGGAUCCGGAGCACAUUCAAUUCUAUGACGGGAAUACUUUCGCGGCUGAUUUUUCUCGUUUCGGCCAACCGCUGCCUAACAGCGUAUAUGCUAUUCAUGACUACAGCAACUUCGGAUUCCCGGCUGGAGAGCCGUACAAGGGCACACCAGAACAAAAAAUGAGGCUAGAAAGCAGCUUUAAGCGGAAGAUUGCGUAUCAUCUCAAGCAUGGUGGCCACAUUUGGAACGGUGAAUUCGGGCCGGUUUACGCGGGCCCUACGGAUGCGCCUGACUGGGAAAGUAUCAAUGUGGAUCGGUAUAAUGUCUUGAAGGACCAGUUGUCGCUGUACGACCAGCAUAAGGUCUCAUGGAGUAUCUGGCUGUAUAAGGACAUUGGAUUUCAGGGAAUGGUAUACUGCGCGCCCGACACUCCUUACAUGAAGCGCCUGGAUGCAUUUCUGCAAAAGAAGAAGCGCUUAGCAGCUGAUGCUUGGGGCGCCGAUACUAGUACCGUCAAGGAUGUAUUCGACCCCCUUGAAGCCUGGUUUGUGAAGGAGGUCCCGCACAUCAAACAGCGCUAUCCGAGCACUUGGAGACCAAAUAACCAUAUUGGUCGUAUCAUGCGGAAUAUUCUUUUGUCCGAGGAGCUGAUCCCCGAAUACGCUGCCUAUUUCGAUGGGUUGACCAACCAGCAGCUCGACGAAAUGGCCGCCAGCUUCAAAUUCGAGAACUGCAUGCAACGAGAGGGUCUUAAUCUUGUUCUUCGUGAACACGCAGCCAAAUGAAGGGGCCAAUUUGCGAAUAAAUGACGGGAAACUAGUUGUUACCAUUCGUACACACGAUUUCAGCCAGUAAUUUGUGCGUGAUUCGUCGCGU
Molecule: messenger RNA, 1555 nt
Organism: Dacryopinax primogenitus
Lineage: Eukaryota; Fungi; Basidiomycota; Dacrymycetes; Dacrymycetales; Dacrymycetaceae
Product: cellulase
Exons: 19
Coding region: 25-1464 (479 amino acids)
Biological process (GO): glucan catabolic process
Cellular component (GO): cell surface; extracellular region
Molecular function (GO): beta-glucosidase activity
Source: RefSeq, a predicted model, not a curated record